This is a messenger RNA of Eubalaena glacialis (North Atlantic right whale), 5199 nucleotides long. RefSeq names its product WRN RecQ like helicase (gene WRN). Gene Ontology annotation, cellular component: nucleus; nucleoplasm; chromosome. Gene Ontology annotation, molecular function: four-way junction helicase activity; nucleic acid binding; 3'-5' exonuclease activity. The coding region runs from base 219 to 4559 and encodes 1446 amino acids. The record is from RefSeq and is a predicted model, not a curated record. NCBI's taxonomy places the organism in Eukaryota, Metazoa, Chordata, Mammalia, Artiodactyla, Balaenidae. Gene Ontology annotation, biological process: DNA replication; telomere maintenance; double-strand break repair via homologous recombination. The transcript has 35 exons.
GAGGGAGGGGUGGGAAGGUCCGUGUCCCAGAAGUGACGUGUGCUGUGUGCGCCGUGACGCUCCGGCGUGGACUCUUCCCCGCGGGAAUAAGGUCGAUUGAAUUGUUGGUGUCCAGCCUGAGUGACUGAGUUCCAGGCAAUGCUGUUGGGACGCUGCACAAGUCGUCCAGCUGAAGGAGAAGUCCCGUUGAACUGACUCUCCUCACGAACCUUUUAAAGAUGAAUGAACAAACAUUGAAAACAACACAGCAGCGGAAACUUCCUGAAUGGAUGUCUACGCAGAAGAAGACAUAUACUGUAGAAGAAAGAAAGGCAUCUAUUCAGAAGAGUGUUUUGGAAGAUGACCUCCCCUUCUUAGAAUUCCCUGGAUCCAUUGUGUACAGUUAUGAAGCUAAUGAUUGUUCUUUCCUAUCAGAAGAUAUUAGCAUGAGUGUAUCUGAUGGAGAUGUGGUAGGAUUUGACAUGGAAUGGCCACCAAUAUACAGUAAAGGGAAACUGAGCAGAGUUGCACUAAUCCAACUGUGUGUGUCAGAGAGCAAAUGUUACUUGUUUCAUAUUUCUUCUAUGUCAGUUUUCCCUCAGGGAUUAAAAAUGUUGCUUGAAAAUGAAGCAAUUAAAAAGGCAGGUGUAGGAAUUGAAGGAGAUCAGUGGAAACUUCUACGUGACUUUGACAUCAAAUUGAAGAGUUUUGUGGAGCUGACAGAUGUUGCCAAUGAAAAGUUGAAAUGUAGAGAGACCUGGAGCCUCAGUGGUUUGGUUAAACACCUCUUUGGUAAACAGCUUCUGAAAGACAAGUCUAUCCGCUGCAGCAACUGGAGUAAGUUUCCCCUCACUGAGGACCAGAAACUAUAUGCAGCCACUGAUGCUUAUGCUGGUUUCAUCAUUUAUCAAAAAUUAGAAAAUUUGGGAGAUGCUGUACAGAUAUUUCCUAUACAUGAAGAGGAAGAAGUACUACCUAGUGACGUGAAGAAACAAUUGACUUCCGUCUCCGAGGACAUGAUGGAUCUGGCUAAGCAUCUUCCUGAUACUUUCGAAAAACUGGAAAAUCCACAGAGGGUUUCUGUACUAUUGAAGGAUAUUUCAGAAAAUCUGUGUUCAUUGAGGAAGAUGAUACUUGGUUCUACUGAGAAUGAACUGAGGCCCAGUAGUAAUUUUCACUUAUUAUCGUUGGAAGAGCCCACUGCUGGUGAAGUACAACAGAAACAAAUUAGAGAACAUAAAAUUUUUACUGAAGUUGAAGAUGAAGCAUGGGGCACAACACCUGUUGAUUUAAUUAAACAUGAUGGAGAAAAUGUAGUUGCAAACGAAGUAAAACAGGAAGAAGAUGGAUUUGAAGAUGGACUCGAAGAUAAUAAGUUGGAAGAGACUUCAGAAGGAGCUUGUUUCAUGUCAUUAGAUAUUACAGAAGAUGAACUCCAACGUUUGGAACAACAGGCUCAGGAAAAACAUCUUGGUGAUGUUACUUGCAAAUCUCCUGAGGAUAACGAAGAGGAUAUAUCUUAUGUAAUUGAGAGUGAUGAAGAUUUAGAAAUGGAGAUGAUUAAGUCUUUAGAAAACCUAAAUAGUAGCACAGUAGAUCCAAAUCAUUCAAAAUGCAUAGAAAUGGAAAGAAAUCUGGGUCUUCCUUCUGAAGAAGAUGAUGAAGAUGAGAAUGAAGCGAUUGAAGAGGAAGAAGUUGUUGAUGAAGACUGUUGGUUACCAGGACCUACUGCAAAGCAAAUUAAUUGCCUCAAGACCUACUUUGGCCAUUCUAGUUUUAAGCCGGUUCAGUGGAAAGUGAUUCAUUCUGUACUGGAAGAAAGAAGAGAUAAUGUUGUUGUCAUGGCAACUGGGUAUGGAAAGAGUUUGUGCUUCCAGUAUCCACCUGUUUAUGUAGGCGGGAUUGGCCUUGUCAUCUCUCCCCUUAUUUCUUUGAUGGAAGACCAAGUGCUCCAGCUUGAAAUGUCCAACAUUCCAGCUUGCUUUCUUGGAUCAGCACAGUCAAAAAAUGUUCUAGAGGAUAUUAAAUUAGGCAAAUACCGAAUUGUGUACAUAACUCCAGAAUUCUGUUCAAGUAACUUGGACCUACUCCAGCAACUGCAGGCUAAUAUUGGUAUCACACUUAUUGCUGUGGAUGAGGCUCACUGUAUUUCUGAGUGGGGGCAUGAUUUUAGAAGUUCAUUCAGAACUCUGGGCUCCAUAAAGGCAGUACUCCCAUCGGUUCCAAUUGUUGCACUGACUGCUACUGCAAGUUCUUCAAUCCGAGAAGACAUUGUACGUUGCUUAAAACUGACGGAUCCUCACAUUACCUGUACUGGUUUUGAUCGACCAAACUUGUAUUUAGAAGUUGGACGAAAAACAGGAAACAUCCUUCAGGAUCUGAAGCAAUUUCUUGUCCAGAAGACAGGUGCUGCUUGGGAAUUUGAAGGUCCAGCUAUCAUCUACUGUCCUUCUAGAAGAAUGACAGAACGAGUUACAGCUGAACUUAAGAAACUGAAGUUAGCCUGUGGAACAUACCAUGCAGGACUGAGUAUUACCUUAAGGAAACAAGUUCAUCAUAGGUUCAUGAGAGAUGAAAUUCAGUGUGUAAUAGCUACCAUAGCUUUUGGAAUGGGCAUUAAUAAAGCUGACAUUCGCCAAGUCAUUCAUUACGGUGCUCCUAAGGAAAUGGAAUCAUAUUACCAGGAGAUUGGUAGAGCUGGCCGUGAUGGACUUCAAAGUUCUUGUCAUGUACUUUGGGCUCCAGGAGACAUUAACACAAAUAGGCGCCUCCUUAGUGAAAUAUGCAAUGAAAAGUUUCGAUUAUACAAAUUAAAGAUGAUGGCAAAGAUGGAAAAAUAUCUUUAUUCCAGCAGGUGUAGGCGACAACUCAUCUUGUCUCAUUUUGAAGACAAACAGCUACGAAAGGCCUCCUUGGGAAUUAUGGGAACUGAAAAAUGCUGUGAUAAUUGCAGGUCCAGAUUGGAUCGCUGCUUUUCCAUUGAUGACUCAGAUGAUAUGUCACAGGACUUUGGUCCACAAGCAUUCCAGCUCUUAUCUGCCGUGACCAUCUUAGGCGAAAAGUUUGGAAUUGGGGUUCCAAUUUUAUUUCUCCGAGGAUCUAAUUCCCAGCGUCUUGAAGAUAAAUAUCGCAGUCACAAUUUCUUUGGCACUGGCAAGGAUCACACAGAGAAUUGGUGGAGGGUUUUUUCCCAUCAGCUCAUAACUGAGGGAUUCUUGGUAGAAGUUCCUGGGCAAAGCAAAUUUGUAAAGAUUUGCACCCUUACAGAAAAGGGUAGAAAUUGGCUUGCUAAAGCCAAAACAGAAUCUCCUCAGAGCCUUAUCCUUCAAGCUAAUGAAGAACUGUGUCCAAGGGAGUUUUUUCUACCAAGUUCUAAAGCUGUAUCUUCCGGCACUGAGCAACAUUCCUCUAAUCAAGUACCAAUUAAAUUAACUUCAGAGUCCAGCUUGUAUAAGAUGUAUUCUUACAAAGCAUGUGAUAAAAUUUCUUCUGGGAGUAACAUUCCUGAAAAAAGCAUCAUGGUGCCAUCACCAGGAAAAUACUACAAGUCCUCAGAACCUGUUAUUUCAGCUGAAGAGCAGGAGACUCAGACUACAUUAUAUGGCAAAUUGGUGGAAGCUAGGCAGAAACAUGCCAAUAAAAUGAAUGUUCCUCCAGCUAUUCUGGCAACAAAUAAGAUACUGGUGGAUAUGGCCAAAAUGAGACCUACUACAGUUGAAAAUGUGAAAAGGAUCGAUGGUGUUUCUGAAGGCAAAGCUACGAUGUUGGCCCCUGUGUUGGAAGUCAUCAAACAUUUCUGUCAAAUAAAUAGUCUUCAGACAGACCUCUUUUCAAGUACAAAACCACAAGAAGAACAGAAGAAAAGUCUGAUGGUGAAAAAUAAAGCAAGCUCACUUUCACAGUCUGCAGCCAUCACAUAUUCUUUAUUCCAAGAAAAGAAAAUGUGUUUGAAGAGUGUAGCUGAGAACAGGAUUCUGCCUCUCUCAGCAGUUGGCAUGCACUUGUCCCAAGCGGUGCAAGCUGGCUACCCACUCGAUAUGGAGCGAGCAGGUCUGACUCCAGAGAUUCAGAAGAUUAUUGCUGAUGUUAUCCGAAACCCUCCCAUCAACUCAGAUACAAAUAAAAUUAAACUAAUUAGAAUGUAUGUUCCUGAAAACAUUGACACGUACCUUAUCUACAUGGCAAUUGAGAUCCUGGAAAAAGAUUGCGACAACAGGAUGCUAUGCCAAUCUUCAUGUGAUUCCAACAAAAAGAGAUGUUUCCCCAACUCUGAAGAGAGCUGUUCAAAUUCUAAGAGAAGCAAGGAAGAAGUGGGCACUAAUACCAAGGUUGAUGGAAAACGUUCUUGUGAUUUUUCACUGAAAGAUGAGAGUCACAGAAAUUCACUAAAACUAACUUCCUGGAAUCAGCCAUUCAGCGAUCCCAAAAUAGAAGAUUUCUUUGUAGAUUCUCAUUCACAGACUUCAUCUGAAACCUCAAAGAGAAAAUUACCUGGGUGGUUUGCCAAAGGAAAUGAGACCUUACCUGAUGCCAGCAAGAAAUCAACGGCCAAAACUAAAAAGAAGGGUCUUUUUAGUUAAACUGGCAACUGCCAGAGGAAUUAUGUGUGUCUUGCUGUGUUAUAAGAGGGAAGCUGUAUUUCAUUUCUGAAGAGUGGGGAGUAAUAUUUUUGUUUAAGAAUUAUUCUAAUCUCAAAGUAAAACUCACCUAUUUAUUGAACAGCUGGUGUCUUAAAACAGCCUUGUGCAAUUCACAUAAAGUUGAGUCUUCUGAGAGCCUGAGUGAGUACCUCAUAGAACAGAAUCUUAGUUUCCUAUGAGAUUGCUUUAAGAAAUCAUGUUACUGCCCUGUUUUCUAAUCUCUUUACUUACUUCAGGAGUAUGUUUAGAAUAUGUAAUGUGUGGUGAUUUAAUAUAGAUAACAGAUUAUCAGUUGUAAGUGAUUAUGUGUGUGAUAUGAAAUAUUCCUAUAUUACCAAAAUUCUGUCUUAUAAAUGAAGAACGCAUAGUUAUUUUACGAAUUGUUUUUUCUAUUGUUAGAAGAAACUCUUAUACACAUUUUAAAAUGAUGUUAGUGGACCAGAGCAGUGAAAAUGAAACAUUUUGGGUUCUGUGUAAAUAGAGGAAGGAAUAUAACAAAGGAGACCAAUUGCACUAGACAACUAUGCACUUUGUAUGUUAUAUACAAUUUCUAUUAUUUUUCAAAUAAUAAUAAAAAGUC